AUGACAAACAAUAUCUAUCUCAUUACUGGCGCAAGUCGCGGAAUUGGUCGUGGACUGGUCGAAAAACUUCUCGCUCGCUCCAACAGCACUGUAGUAGCGGCCGUCCGCGACCCCGCCGGUGCUUCGUCUCAGUCCCUAGAGUCUCUCUAUAAGGACGACUCCUCUCGCCUGAUCGUGGUGAAGAUUGACUCCAAGUCAUCCACAGACCCAGCUGCAGCAGUCGAGACCCUCCAGACAGAGCAUGGCAUCGACCACAUAGAUGUGGUGAUCGCCAACGCUGGCAUUUGCGAAGACUUAUCACCCAUUAGCGAGAUAUCCGUCCCAGUGAUACACGAGCAUGUUGAAGUCAAUGCCUACGGACCCAUAUACCUCUUCCAGGCGGUCUACCCCCUUCUCAAGAAGAGCAAGAAGCCCACUUUUGUAGGAGUCGGCAGUCCUCUAGGCAGUAUCGCUGGCAUGGAGCAGCGACCGUACUCAUGUGCCGCGUACGGCUCCAGCAAGGCUAUGCUUCACUGGAUUGUGCGUAAGAUUCACUUUGAGAAUGAGGACUUUGUGAGCUUCGUUGCUGAUCCUGGAUUUGUCCAAACUGACAUGGGAAAUACCGGCGCCCGGCUCUUCGGUCUCGAGAAGGCAUUUCAGACAAUUGAAGAGAGCGUCGACGGUAUCGUGAAGACUAUGGAUGAGGGGACGAGGGAGUCGCUUGGUGCACAGUUCCGCGUGUGGGAUGGAACCCAGUUCCCUUGGUAA
This is a messenger RNA of Penicillium coprophilum, 747 nucleotides long. Its product is annotated as SDR family oxidoreductase. Bases 1 to 747 code for a protein of 248 amino acids. NCBI's taxonomy places the organism in Eukaryota, Fungi, Ascomycota, Eurotiomycetes, Eurotiales, Aspergillaceae. The record is from RefSeq and is a predicted model, not a curated record. The transcript is spliced from 2 exons.